UCAGUCAAGUGGUGAAACUGUGAACUAAAAUGGAAGCUGUGGCAGCAGAGGAAUUGCCAGAAUUACUGUUUUUCGAUACUUUCUCCCACGAAAUCAAUGAGGAAAUCAAUUUGGACUUGGUGCAAUUUCCUGCACCAGUUUUCAUCACAGAAAUCCGCAUAAUCCCCUUGGGAGCUCGGGUGGAGGCUGAUUUUCCAGGAGGUGUGAGAUUGGGUGCAACGAAUCCCUCAAAGUUCUCAAUAGACUUCUUUGUGAAUGACUUGAGCAAACCGGGAGCUUCGACAUUUGAGAUUUUGGGCAGUUUUGAGUACAAUCAGAAUGACUGCAUUCAGCUGGAGUGUCGUCCGGAGUUGGGUACUAGGUCAAUUCCUACAGAUGGAUUGGUGCUCAGGGGAUGGUAUACAACGAUAACUCUGGCAGUUUAUGGAACUCAGACGAAGAACAUCACAGAACAGAUUGCUUCGCCACCGGCUAGUAAUGUGGUUGCUCCUGUGGGAGAGACUGUGGGUAAUUCUGCGCCAGUGGAGGUUGAGACGAAGAAGGAGUGGCCAAUUGAGAUGGCAGUUGCUCCAGUUCCGGCCCUGGAAACCAACUAUGGGCACGCUGGGGCCACCACGGGGGAAAUGUACCAGGGACAGUACUAUGAGAAUCAAGAGUACCAUCCGGAAAACUAUCCUAGUGCUGUGGAUCCCAUGGUUGUGGAUAAGGAAGUUGCCCCGAAAGAUCCUAGGACUUAUGCUGAGGACAUGAAGAAGGAAGUAAAACCGUCUCAUGAUUUUGGGCAUGGGCGAUAUGAGCGACAUGAAUUUGAGGAGAGUCGCAAGAGGCCAAAAAGUCCCCCAAGUCCUCGACGUCCACGUACUCCAGAUCCUCGGAUUUCAGCCAGUUCCAAUGGAUCUGAUGAGGAUGUGUGCUCGGGAAAGGGUCAGCCGAUCCGGGUGAUAGAUCAUGGGAGCACGGUGACUGAGGAGAGAGUUAAGACCCAGCAGAGACGUACACAGAGUCCAAGUUCAACAACGGGAACACCUCUUGAAUCCCCAGCUGCCAUUGAGGAGGACAUUUGCAGUUCUGGCGAACAAUUUGAGCCCAUCCUCAGUGACGAGGACAUUGGGGAUGAUGAUUCAGGAGACAGUCAAUUUGACAUGGAUUUUGAAUGUGAGGAUUAUUCAGAAGAAUUCACCAAAUCCUUCAAUCCCUUCACAGUGGAACUUUCAGCUUACACUCCACGCACCAGCAAGCAACUAACGAAAGAAUUCGAUUCCAUCUCCCUGAUCAUUGACAAAUUCCAGGGACGCUUCUCCGAUGAGCUCUCCUGGAGCAAAUUUCCAGAUUUAAGCUACGACUGCAAGGAAAAUUGGGUUUACUCCACGGAGAGGAUUGUUCAGUAUCUAUCCUCGAGUUAUCAAUGGGAAAGAUCUGUAGUGAUGCCCUAUUUGAAGUCCCUGCUAAAGGAUGAGAAGAAAGCAGAGAGUAUCAUCGAAUGGAUUGCCGUGGGAUUGAGCUAUGAAGCAGCAACAUCGCAGCAAACCUACAAAGUUCGUCAUCUCAAGGCUGGAAUUAGGUUAACGGAACUCCUUGGAUGCUACGAGGAUAUCGUGAUAAUGCUCGUGAAAAAGCGGAAAUUUGAUGUUUUUGGGGCACUUUUUGGGCUGCUGAGGCAGGAAUUUAUGGCACUCUCCCUUCAACUUUUCAUCCUCAGGGCAAUUUCUUCAUUGCUGGACACUAAAAUUGGCGUUGACUACUUCCUGGGAGAAGGAGAUAAUCCCACAAACAGGUACUGCGAAUUGCUGAAAAUGAUUGAGGAAAAUCCAAAAAUAUGCGUAAAAUUUGCCCUCAAAGCACUCGUAAAGAAGAUCAAUCUCUAUGAAUCUCUCAGUCUUAUCCGUGAUUUGACAUCAAAGUGGUUUAUUGAAUCUGGAGGAGGAAUUAGUGAAGAAGAUGCCAAUCUUUUGACAUCAUGCCUUGGUGAAGUUAUAAAUGCGUAUACCUGGGAUGAGAAGAGCUAUGCUCAGCCCAAGGGAUUAUUUCCGAUUGUGAAGAAAAUUGAGCAUGUUCAGGAUCCGGUUGUCCGUCGUGGAACAUCUCAUGGAUUUCAUGCUCAUUUUCGCAUUCAUUCCUUGUUGGAGUCUUUGGUGUUGCUGGUGACAAAUUCCCAUGCAAUUUCCGUUGAUUUGAUGGCCAGAUCAUUGAAGAUGAUUGUGGCUCUUGUGAGGAAUCUCAGUGGAUUGAAUUACUUGACGGAAUGCAUUACUGCGACGAAUUUGUUGCAGAGAUGUUUAUUGCAUGAGGGAGCUGCCAAUGAAGAUGCCUAUCCGAAUCCUGGGAGAGAGAUUAAAUCACACAGAAUUGCCAUGGAAAUUAUUUAUAAGGUGCAGACAAAGUUUCAUCUUGAUGCAAUGUCGUGUAUUAAAGGGGAUGACGAUGAAUUGGUUGAGCAUUUAUUUGCUCUGCAUGCAUUGACAGUGACGACAGGAAGGUGUUUUGUGGUGAAUUAUCUGACCAUGGAGGGAAAUAUUGGGAUUAUUUUGGGUCUGAUAAAUGCCCAGAAAAAUUACUAUGCUGAACAUCCGGAGAGUGGAAAGUGUAAAUCUCCUGUGCUCAAUUAUGCAGUUGAUAUUUUGGAUUGUGUUAUAAGGAAUUGUACAAAUGUGGGAUUUUUAGUGGAUUCUGGACAGGCAAUUGUCAAUGUGGUGAAAAAUCAUGAGAUUUUUGAAUCUUCCGUGUCGGCAAUGCUACAGGAAAUGGCGAUAUAUAUGAAACCAUUGGAGAUUUCAACAAUUUUUUCCUACAAUGAUGUUCAGUCUCUGUGUGAAGUGAUAAAGAGGAGUUUUGAUUUUUUCACCACUUUCCCGGGAGAUCUAAUAACUGCCCUUCGGAUUGCUAAAUUUCUGGCCAUUCCGGAGGCAUAUGGUGAGGAAAUUGAGAAGUGGAAUGAAGCUGAUGAUGAUACCUUGGAAUUGAGGUAUAAAUUCUUUGUGAUGCAAUUUUAUUCGGCUGAUGGUUUGGCUCUGAUGACGUCGAUUCUGGAGAAAAUGGUGAAUUUCUAUCAGCAACCAAGUGUCCAUGUGGCUACUUUGGCGUCUAAUCAGGGUGUUCUGACAAUGCAAAUUCUCCUGCCGACACUUCAGGUGCUCCGAAGACUAAUGACUUGUGUUAUCCUGGCAAGAAAUACUCAAUUCAGGGAUACAACUGCCAUUGAAAUCCUCCUGCAGAUUUACAAUCUUACUCACUGCGUUCCCAGGUCAGGAGCAGCCUAUGCAGAUGCACAAAUGGCUCAAGAAGAAAUUAUCAAAACUCUCCUGGUUUAUACGCAACCAACACCAGAGGAAGGAGUAGACACAGAAUCGGUCCGGAAGAGUUUGUGGACUCAUCUAAUUGGUGAUCUCAUUAAAUUCACCCUCAAAGGACCCUCAACAUUCCUUCCUGGAUUGUUGGUUUUUUCAGAACUUCUUCCACUUCCACUGCCAAUUCCCACUCGGGAUUCCCUCAGUGAUGCCGAAGCAGCUAAAAUUGUCACAGAAAGACAACUCUGGUCAGCUCAUCUUCAUCCACAAUCCACCAAUCUCAUCGAACUCAUUCAGAGUCUCUGUACAUCGAGCUAUCCACAAUUGAUCCUUCUACUGAGUCGUGUUUGUCUCCAACUGGCAGAUUUGGCACCCAAUAUGAGCCUGAUGGUCUCAAAGACAAUCAUCAAUCUCCUUCUGGCUGAUCCAUUGACAAAUGGAGUUGCCACGAGUCAUCAGAGUCGUCUGAUUAAUUUCUUUGCCAGUCUCGUGAGUCAUCCUUCGGUAAAAGUGUCUGUCUUGUCAAUUUUACCAGGAAAGCUCAUGGAGCUCUUUGUGGCAAUUCUGUCCACGGAGAAUACCUCAGUGGCACACAUUCAGGCCCAGGAGAAUGUCUAUGAAGCUCUACAGGCUCUGCUGGACUCUGAAAUAACCAUGAUUGCGCCAAAAAAUGCAAAAAGUCGUGAAUUGGCUCUGGCUUGUGCCUUUCCAAGCAAAGAACUUCUCCUGCCCAUUGUUAAUUGUGUCCUGGAUAACUUCACAAUGGACUCCAUGCCGUGUCCACUAACAUCACUGAGGACGAUGCUUCUCAUGUCUGAGCACGAUGUUAUGAUCAAUUUGCUGUAUAGUGAAUUUGUUAAGAGAAAAAGUGCUGUUGGUGAAAUUCUCAAAAAACUCGUGAGUAAUUUCACAGAGAAUGUUGAUCAGAAUAGGGGUAUUAUUGAGACUCUGAUUGAUUUUUUGCGAACACUCAUUGCCACUGAAGUGGUUGAAGAUAGUGAAAAUCAAUUGAUACCACCAAGAACUCUGACUUUGUCGGGUAAUCAGUUGGCAUCGAUGAUAAAUUGGUGUACAGAAUCUAGUGAGAGAGUUAAAGACAAUGUUGAUGAUAUUCAUGCUCUAGUGAAUUUGCAAAAAUUCCUGGAACAGGAUGAAAUAUGUGAGAAGCAUCAAUUGGAGGGGAUGUUGGAGAAUAUUCGGCAAAUUGUUGAAUUUAUUGAGAAGGAGAAGGAAUUAACGGGAACAGAUCCCAUCUUGGAGGUUAAUGUCGAUGCAGCUCUGCCACAAGCUGAAGGAAUUGUCACGCAAUAUGCAUCAAGGAUAAUUUUUGAUGUGUCUGAAGGCGUUGGAGAACGUCUUACAGUCAAUUACUGGCUCAAUUCGCCAGUUUGUUCCAAGGACUUAGUCGAAGGGAUGGAACAAAUCCCUUGUGAUCUAGCUGAAAUGAUUAGAGUUUGCCUUCCGGCAGAGACAAACAUCGUGGCUGAUUGCAAGAGACUUCUUCAUCUGGUGGUGUCUCCACAGACAACCCGCGAACGUCCCAUUGCAGCACCAUGCUUCAGGACGCGUCGUGUUGAGGUGGAACCAUCAACUGGAAGGCCAGAAAAAAAGAUAUUUGUGACUCCUAUGAGAGGCAGAGGUUUUCCGAGAACACCCCAAGCCAGAGGAGAUUUGUUCAGAUCUCGUCCGCCAAAUACAUCCCGUCCACCGUCACUCCAUGUGGAUGAUUUCCUGGCCCUGGAAACCUGUGGGGCUCAACCGACUGGACCAACGGGCUACAAUAAGAUCUCUCGUGACAUGAUCAGUAUCCGGGGUAGUCGGGGUGGCCGAGGAAGGGGUGGUUUCGCGUCAGAUCGGGGUCGUGUGAAUUUGGGGGGUGCCAAUGGAUCGGGGGGAGGUGGUGUCUAUCGACCAAACAAUUCACCAACAACCUGGACAAAUCCCCAUCUAACGCAGCAUAUGAUGGUGGAUUCGGGGCAGACGCAAUCUGGGGGACACUUCAGGAGUACCGAUGGGGCGUCUGCCAGUGGUAUUGUGUACGGUGGGGACUACAGGGAGUCACAGAGUCAUUUUGGUGGGGCUGCUACGAGGGCUAGGAUGACACGGGGCUUCGUGAGAUCGACAGCGAGAAAUUUUACACGGUAAAUUCUUCUUUUUUAUCUCCAUGAUUUUCUUUUUUUUUAGUAUUUUUAUUUCAUCCAAUUUCUGGGUGGUUCGUCUCAUUGCUGGCAUUAAAGUCUCUUCAAAUUGCCUGAUGAUGUGAUUUGAUUAAUUAUUGGCACACAAAAAUAUGAAGUAAAUGAAGGAGUAAGAAGUUUAUUAUGCUGUGUGCGAGGGAGGGGGCAGGGUUUUGUGUGAAAAGAGAGCCGGAGAGAAUGUGUGAAGAAAAUAUAUAUGAAAAGAAGUUUUUUUUUUGCAUACAGAGACAGAAAAGUUGACAAUGCAAAAUCAGCAA
Molecule: messenger RNA, 5739 nt
Organism: Phlebotomus papatasi
Lineage: Eukaryota; Metazoa; Arthropoda; Insecta; Diptera; Psychodidae
Gene: vir
Product: protein virilizer
Exons: 5
Coding region: 30-5429 (1799 amino acids)
Cellular component (GO): RNA N6-methyladenosine methyltransferase complex
Molecular function (GO): RNA binding
Source: RefSeq, a predicted model, not a curated record